AUGGACUCCAAUGAUGACACCCCAUCAUCGGCGCGGCGGAUACCCAUGCCUGUCUCCAAUCCGCUUUCACGGGCAACCAAUUCGUUCGAUACGUCCUCAAAAUCGAUUAAUCUUUCUGGGCCACAUUUGCAAAAUGCCCCCUUACCGGCCCAAUGGGCAAGCCGGGAAAUACCACUUGCCAGACAUAGGAGAGCUGUUCAACAGGCCCCGGAAGGAUUUGUACCCAUGCAUUCACUUUUACCUGCCGCAUAUACGAAAGCCGAUGACUCUCAAGACUUUCUUGCCAAAACACCAGCUCCAAACUAUGAUGGCGCUGUGAAAGCUAGCGAGGACGAUCACUCUACCGCUGAAUUUACACACCCAGUCGCUAAAAACUCGGAUGCCGGAUUUCCAUCCCUUGUUUUUCUGCUUGUGGGUGUUCCUGGGGCCGAAAAUAACGCCAAUAGCUUGCCUAAAUCCGCUUCGGAACAUCGUCUAUUCGAAAAAGAGAUAAGCCCAUCUAAAGAGCAUCUUUGCACCCUUUUUUCGGAGUAUCCCGACGAAUGCAGGGCGCCACUUUUACAAGAGGAGAUUUUUCAAGAGACUCGAUCUUGUCUUUUGCGAAAGUACAGCACGAAAGCUAGCCCUUUACGGCGAUCGAGCAGCAGAGUCUCCAAUAAAGGAGAAAGAGCCCGCUACGAUGCAGACUGCGUUGCCCUUGAUGAUGGAAGCGUGGCCCAAGAUUGUCUAUCCCAGAUUUCUCAUAAAAGCGGCAGGAUUGCAUAUACCAUUACGGAAGAGGAGUUCCUUAGGCUAGACGAUGGUGUUUUCUUGAAUGAUACCAUUGUUGACUUUUUCCUGAGGCUUUUUCUCAAUCAAGAUAGCCCCAACGCUUUGUGCGGAGAAUCAGAUCAUAAGAUAUUGGAAAACAUGAGGCCACGCAUCAGACUCACAAAUUCGUUUUUCUUUCGUCAAUUGCUGAGUGAAGGUGAAGGUCGUGUAUAUAAGCCGAUGCGAAUCUUCUUCUAUAACUAUGUGGUCAUUCCUGUAAAUGAAUGGUUCAUCGAGCAAGAAGCCUCGUUGCUGGAGACCGAUUGCCCUGAAGCGGGUACAGACCCUGUUUGGAUGAUAAACUCCGCUCUGAUCAAUACUAGAUACAUCAACGCGCCCAUGCAAAAAAAUAGCGCCGACUGCGGUCUUUUUCUUCUCAACUAUGCAUAUAUGUUCUUUCAAGAUCCAGAAAAGGUUGCUCGGCAGAUCGAAGAACGUGUAUCUUUUCAAAACUGGUUUGAUCCGAAAGAGAUGAAAUACUCUAGGGCCACUUUGAAAGAGAUUCUUUCGGAAAUGCUCAAGCAAAGUGUACAUGUGACCGAUAUGGCAUCGAGCGCUCCAUGCAUCAACAUUUUGUCUCUGCAGCCAGCCAUCGAUUCUCCCCCGCAAAGUUCGGCAAGCCAAUUGAACCACACUGUGGACAUCACUUUGCAGGAUUCUCCAGCUAAUAUCGCUUCGGCGAGAUCAGCGGCUGCAUCUGUGAAUGAUGACAAGGAAAUCGUGCUUAUUGAUGGGUUCCCCUGCUGA
This is a messenger RNA of Mitosporidium daphniae, 1557 nucleotides long. RefSeq names its product cysteine proteinase. The record is from RefSeq and is a predicted model, not a curated record. Gene Ontology annotation, molecular function: cysteine-type peptidase activity. The transcript has 5 exons. Lineage: Eukaryota; Fungi; Microsporidia. Bases 1 to 1557 code for a protein of 518 amino acids. Gene Ontology annotation, biological process: proteolysis.